UAAAGAAGCAACUCACAAUCUUCUUUACAGCAGUUACAAGCAAACAAAUCUUCACACUUCCCUCUUUAAAAGUACAUAUUUCCCUUCUUCCCAUAAGCAGUCCUUUUUAAUCAGCAGAUCUAUAAAUCAUGAAUUCAUUUUUUUCUGUUUUCAGCAAAAAGUCCAUAAGAGGUUUCCAGUCUUUAAUGAAAGUACUUGUUGUCUUAAAAAUUCUGAACACAAUCCUUAUGCUAUAGUGUUGAUCCACCUCAAGAUUUAGACUACUAGAUAGGAAUGACCCACUCAAACUCCAGGUCCUCUCGCAUACCCCCAGAAAUUAGACUUGCCCCGACCCUGCUGACCUUUUGCAGGGCACCAGAAACCUGGCUUUGCCAUCGAGCCUGGGGCCCUGAUAGCAUGGGUGAGCCCAUGUCAUGGCUUGUUUGAGUGUUCGUGAGUCUUCUUGGCUGCUUUUUUAAAUGUCCUUUUUGUUGUUUUUAACCCUGAUUGUUUUUUACCGUUUUUAUUCUGUUUUAAUUGUGAGCCACCCAGUCAUGUAUAAGAGAUGUUAGGAGAUGAGUGACUAAACAAACAAAUAAAUAAAUAUCCACCCACAAUCUGCUGUCUCAUCUAUAUUUUUUGAACCGCAGUUAUGAUGGAAAGAGAACAUCUGGUUUUGGUCAAAAGCUUGAAUUUAAUCUAUAUUGUUUCUUUUUCAAUAAAACUAUAACCUUAAUCAAUUUUUAUACUAACUCUGGAACCAGAUUGUUAGCUUUACAAUAGAAGAUAAUAGGCUUGCUCAGGCUCACCAAAUGGCUUCAGGUUUAAUAGGACAUAGUCUUGGUGAACCUUGGUCUUACAUAUUCCCUCAAAUUAAGAUGAACUGAUUAAACUAUUAAUGUAACUGUAAUUAAUGAACAGUGGAAGUUUGUGGGGGGAGGUUAGGUAGGCCUAUGUUAGCCUGAGAUUCAAAUAUCACUAAAUCAUGAUGUAGCAUUAUAUGAAGCACAGCUAAUGGCUGUGGUUAGGCCAAACCACAAUAUGACUUGUUUAUGUGAAAGUACACCUAAUAGUUGAGUUCGUACUUCAUGCCAACUCACAAUGUGAUUUAUGAGAUAUAGUAUAUAAGAGUUGUAAAACAGUUUAUCACUUGGCAUGCACUGCAUUAACAUACUAGCUGGGUUCAUGCAGCAUAGUAAGCUGAAGCUAAGCAAACCACUUUAUAAUGUGUGCUACUGAAUGAUGUGUGUUAUCCAGUUACUGAAUGAGAAUUCAUUCUCCCAGCUGGUACAUAUGCUACUAGUUGUUGACACAUUUUUUUUUCAAUUUUGGGGCCAAGAUCUUUUGUUUUAUUUUCCUUUGACAAUAUAAACAGAUGUAAUUUGGUCAGACUGAGCAGCUGUCUUUGAAGUUGGCAUCUAUGUCUUUAUUCUUGAUUAAGAACAUUUCCUGCUCCCAAAUCUAAUUGGGAAAAAUAUUCUGAAGAAUCAGUGCCUCUGAUUUCCACAGACCUUCUAGUUGGUGUUUGAUCAAUAUGAGGCAAACCCACAUCUGUCCUUGGAUCCAGGUCUGUGUUAUGUCAUUAAUGUUAUAUGGAGCUGGUGGAGAGGCUCUGCAUUUUGGGGUUUUUGUAGAACAUUUCUUCACUGUGGUGGUAGUCCUGGUGUACAUGUACUUUUUGUGCCAAAGACAUUUUAUUCUUAAAACCUGAGGAUUUUAACUUUUAACCCAUGACUUUCUUGCAGUUUGUCAUUUAGAGGUUUGCAUUAUCUGCUGCUCAGUGUGAUUUUUAAUUUUUUUUAAUUCUGCCUUAAAAUAGUUAGCACUGCUUUAUUAUAUCUUACUAAAAAGGUGUUUUAGAAUUUGUUGUUUUAAGUUGAUAACAUUUUUGUGUGUGACAGUUAUGUGUCUCUUGAAGAGUCAGUACAUAGCCAAAUACUUUUCUUAUGUUCAAAAAGCUUAGUUCCUUUAUGUAUAUCAUUCAACAAGCACAUUCUGCUUCUUUAAAUCCCCAUUUAUGUAAAAGAAAUGUGAAAACUCAGGGCACCUGCCAGUACUGACUCAAAAAGCCUCAACUUCUCUUCCCCCUUUUGUUUUCCUAGCUUAUCUUUCAGAUAUUUGCAAAUCUUAAAACAGGUGUUAUAUAAAUAUAGCCUGGAAUUCUGUCUUUUAAAGAAUGUUGUGUAGUAGAGAUACUUCUCCUAAAAUUUGGGAUCAGGGGUUGUUAUACUAUCAAAUAUAAAUCUGUAAAAAUACCAUAUCUUUAUAUAGUCCGAAGAGAAAGCAGAGUAUCUUUAUUUAGAAAGGUAAAUAAUACUGCCUUGCUUGUCAUCUUAAAUGGAAAGUAGUUUGCCUCUUGGAUCAUAAAAACUUCUGUACGCUAUAAUUUUCAAUCUUGCUUUGAUUAUUAUUAGUUUAGUUCCUCCACUUCCUUCACUUGAAGUGGCUAUUGCCAAAGGUGUUCUUGCUAUGUUAAAAUUGCCCUAUUCAGUAAGGCAGAACAUGCAUGAUUGAAGCCAUAGAUGACGUGAGAAUUUUCUUUAGUAAGAAAAAAAUCCAACUUGUAAGAGUUUUGUAACUCUUACAGUUUGUAAGAGACAGUGAUAAUGGAUAUGUUGUUAGUCACAUACAUUGCAGACCAAUGAGCAUUUUAAGUUGGGGUUUGCAUAGUAGAGUUCUCAUAAACUUGUGUUGAUGGUACUGAAAGGGGCUUUUCCUGGUUCCUGGUUGAACAGUUUUUCAACACAGCUUGAAAUCCUGGGAAUUUAGCAAGAUUAGCAUUAAAAAUAAGCCUGUCUGUUUGAAUAGUUAGAGCUAUAUAUAUUUAAUGUCACAUGCACAUUAAUUCAAUCUCAGUGAAUCCCAUGCCAUGAAAAGUUGAAUAAAUUUUUUUAAAAAUUUUGUGUUAUCAUUUAUAUUAUAUGUCUUGUUAUAUCCUGUUAAAUCUGUUGAACAUAAAAGGCUUAGGAGGCUCGUCAAUCCCAUGGAGAACCUCUACCAAAUGCUUCAUUCACUAUCGAACCAUUUUUUAGGGUGAGAUAGCUAUAUUCCUAGGGACAUCAUCAAUGGCUGUUACUGCUUAGCAGUAAUGUUAGCACUGCAGACAUCUAUAUAUGGAUGGUGUAUUCCAUUUUGCUAGUGUUUGCUAACAGCAUAAAUAGAAUUGUAGACUAGAUUGUUAGUAGUCUUUUAGGGAAUAGAAAAUUAAACUUUUAUUGUUAGGGGCACUUUUAUAAUCAGAAAAAAAUGUCCAAGUACCUUGAAUGCUGUUUCAAAGAAAUUCAGACAAGCAAGAUAUAUGAAAGAAUUUUGAAGGCUAAGCUGCAGAUGCAAAGAGAACAUAGAUGGUGAGUUUGGUGCUAAUAUUUUGUAGGGAAGUUAGAUGGAAGACUGUAAUAAUUUAACAGACACUACGUGAAAUUAUUAUAGUUUGGGUUAAGACAGUGAGAAGUGUUUUAAACGUUGGUUACCCCCUAUUUCUGUAUUGAUCUUUGCUUCUGUCAAAAUCAGUGGGUAACUUAACACAAAAUUAUGUGUCACCUUUGAACAUUGUUUAAUUAUUUUGAGAGGUUGAAUUUAACAUCUCUAAGGCUUUCUAGAAGAAAGAAGGAUUGCCUAACACCUCCAUGUAUGAGCUCCUUAGAAGCAGCAUUGAGCAAAUGUAAGAUAGCAAAAGGAAUGGAAAUACCAUCUGUUCAUUUCUUGUCUCCUUUUGAUAUUUCAGAAUUCGCCAGAUGUUGUCAUAUUUACCUUCUUAAGAUAAAGGCAUAAUUUUCCUUUUUAAAAAUAGACACGAGGACACAUUGUUUUAGAACACAUUAUAACAUAUGUGGAAAUGCAUAUGUACAAGCCCUGAGGAUCUGUAGUGUCUAGGUAGUUUUUAAUUUGGCCAAAUCACUUUUCACAUUAUCAUGGAAGAUUAAGAUUAGUAAGUAUUUUGCUGAGAGAUUUCAGUAGUAUUAUUGUUGGAUUUCAGAACUGGAAUGUUUCAUGUUAUAUCUUAGGAAUAUGUGGGAAUUAGAAUGUUCUGUAGAUGUCUUUCCUUACUUUUCUGCCCCCAGUUCCAUAUAACUGGGGAUUAUGCAACUAGUCCUUUGGAUUGCAAUGUAGCUUCUUAAAACAAUAGUCUGGUAACCUUUCACUCUAUAUGUUACGUAUGUAAUUAAAAGUUCCUGCCUUAGUCUUGACUGGGGAAAAAGUAGUAAAUAUGAUGUACAUUCUGCAUGUGAAUUCAGAUAACCAGGUCAGUUAACAUGAUAGUCUGAUACUUUAAAGCUUGCUUGUUAAAUAAUCUCUCGUGGAAAAAUUGAAAUGGAAAAGUCCACAUUAAAAUGAAAUGUGAGCUUUGCAAAUCUUGCAGUUUGUUUCUGGAUUGAGUUUUUUCUUUUAAAAACACCCACAGAGUAGUGUUGUCCCCCCUUUCUUUAUCCCACAUACCCCAAGCACACUAUUCAUUUCCUUACUUUAAACCAGUGACAUGACCUGCAGCAAAGAUGAACAUUAAAGAGGAUAAUUUUCCUUUUCUCCUUCACUCCAUUGUGGCAAUUUAAUAUGUCAUUGUGAAGGAUUCCUAGAGAGGUAUUUUUCUCAAGAGUUCUUUAUAGAGAGGAAGUACUUUGUUUUUUUCCCCUAACCCUUAAAUUGGCGCACAUAAUUUACAGAACUGUUAGCCUUUCUAUUUGGUUUACAGAGCAGUUUCAAGUUUUGGUACUAGUUACUUUCCAUAUGCUGUUUUAAAGCUGGGUUUAAAAUUCAUUUUAUGCUUCUUAUUCUAUUGAUACACUUCUUCAUUUUUUAAAUAGUUCAUUAUAUUUAUUUAAGUUUUUACAGAUAAAAAUUGCUUUUGUAAAUUGCUCAGGGGCCUUCAUUAAUGAGCACUGCACAGAGCUUAAAGAUUAAUAGGCAUCAGUGAAAUAAAUCUGCAGAAUCCCUCUAAGAUCUUGCUUUAAAAUAGACUUACUGUAGCAUCAAAUGUCCUUCCAUAUGUGAGGCUUGCUUCUUUCUUAAGGCUGUUCUUCAGUUAACAGCUCUCAGAAAAAUCUUGAUUAUCUCAUGAGUCCAUCUCCCCUGAUAUUAUAUUCAAUAGUCAGAAAACCAUAUGAAAAAAAUUGGAUUGUGAAUUGAUAAUCUAACUCUUAAAUGAUAUUAGACUUAGUUUUGUCUGAUUUCUAGUUUAGUUUGAUGGACAACUUAUGCUGGAGUGGAAACUGAAAAAAAGGACUGUAUCCCUGUUCUGCUAGACUUUCUGGUAGCUUUUGGUACCAUCAGUCAUCCUAUUCUUUGGACUGCCUGGCUAAGCUUGGAUUUGGGGAUCAGGGUGGGCAUGAGGCCUUACUUGAGGACAGGUUUCAGGAAGUGAAAUUCCUGGACUCCUGUUCCUGUACCGGCCAUAGAGAAUUCAUAUCUUAUCCUAUUUUCAUAUCUGUAUGAAGUCAGUGGGAAAAGUUAUCCAAAAGCUUAAAGUGCAGAAUCAUUGGUUUGAGUGUAAAGGAAACAAAACUCAGUUACAUAAAAAGAGGUAGUAGAAAGUUUGAGCCUUGGAGCAAAGAAAGACAAAACUUAGUGAAAAUAAGAUAGAAAUAGCUUUAAUUAAUAAUCUGGGAAUUGGUUUUCAGCUUUUUUAAAGACAUGAUAGCACUCUUUUCAAAAUGUUUCUGGACCUAGCUUUCUUACUUGGAUGGUAAAAUUGCAGUUAUAACAAUUACACAGCUUAGGUUAGUGGGUUCUCACCCUUGACAGAGAAGGAAGAUCUGGCCACUGUUGCAUGUGAUUUGUUCACACCCAGCUUAGCAUAUUAUAAUUUCUGCAUAACACUGUCUUUGAAAAGUGUCUGGAUCUACUGCUGGAACAAAAUACUGCUCCCAUGGUAAUGGUAUUAGCACAGUAUUUGAGAUACUGAUCAGAUACUGCUCAAUUCUGCAUUUGUUUCCAUUUUGUUUCAGAGCCUAGUUCAAAGGAUUGAUUAUUUCCUUCAAGGCCUUAAAUGGUUUCAUGUAAAAAUACCCCAAAUAGGUUUUCCCAUCAACUGGGAUAAGAUAAAUUAAGUUCUAAAGUAAAGCUAAAUUGGUAUAUAUACUGGACAAAGCUGCCUUGGUCGUGGUAAAUAGCUCUGAAACCUAUCUAGAUCUUUAUUCCCUGCUAAAAAUAUAACAGAAAUGUAUUCCCUUGCUUGGGUUGUUGUUGUUCAAUGUCACUUCUGUCUUGUUUUUAUUGCUGCCCAUUUUAUUCUCUAUUGUGCCUUAAAUAAUUUUUUUACAUUCUAUUACUGCAGUGAAACUUCUGAGGCUUUUGGCCAAAAGUGGCACAUACAUUUUGAUACAAAUAAAUAAUAUUAGUAUAAUUUAUUUCAAAACAGAUUUGUAGAGCCUAUAGCCAUGACACUAGUAUUUUAUAUUUUGAAUAGGAAAGGGAAAUACUGCUAAUUAGAGAAUAGGAUAAUGGGUAUGCACAGACCAAAAUGAAUGUGAUGUUGAAGUUCUGUUUAUAUUCACUUAAAACGUCUUUGUAAUAUUCAAUAUCAGGAACUUAUGUUAUUUUUCCAAAGGCAGUUAAUUAGAAUUAUAGUAAUAAAUCCCAUUAGAAAAGUCAUUUAACACUUUUGCCAUGAGCUGUUUUCUGCAUUUAAUAAACAUCUGCUCACCCCAUUAUAUUUGGCCCAGCUGGAGAAGGGAUGUUGGCAAGAGGGGUGGGAAUGUUCACUCCCUUCUUCCGUACCACGUGCCUAAUAUUCAACUACUUACUCCUUGGCUGCUUUGAAAUGCACACAUGCAAAACAUUAGAAGUUUGAAUUUUACACAUAUCAUUGGACCCUUUGGCCAACUUCUUGAAGUAGUGAAUGUACUUUAGAGCUGAAUUACUACUACUUUAGGUGAAGGUUCAUCUGUUUCCCAAUGUGCAGAAACAAAAAAGCACUAUAGAAAACUAGCAGUUGGGGGUAAAGUUCUGUUGUCAUUUUUUCAUUAACCUUCUAGUUUUCUAUGCAGAAGAGCCUUAAUUUUCCUUUAAACCAUUGAAUGUGGUCCAGUGGUUGCUUUGAACAGUUGAAUGUGGUUUACUAUGUGGAUGAGAUUAUCAGAAGUUUGGGAAACACUCCAAAAAAGUCUGUUUCUUACUACUUGUUACACUGCAAAACAGCCACUCCUCCCUCCCAACAAAUUUAAUAUGAAAAAUUGUGAGUGCUAUGUUUAUUAAGACUCUAAGUAUUAAUUUUCAGUAUCAGUUAUAUGCUGAAUGCAUCUUGAAAAUAAACCAGUGUUACUGCACUUGCACUGUUUCCAGAAGAAGGGUGGCGUGGGAUGGGUGGAAGUCCUAGUGUCAUUCUGAUUUCUCCCCCUUCCCUAUACCCUCCCCCUCGCCUGCCUACUGCAUAGGGCCUAUUUUCUGCCCCUGACAGUUUCUGCCUAACAAAUGGUGUUUCUUUUUUACAGCAUAAUGAUCCGGGACUUGUUGUGGUGAUGGUAAACUUAGUGGUAGAACAGAUCCCAUCCCUAUCGUUGUCAAAUAUGAUGUCAUGGGCAUGGGGCGGAUGGAAAUGGAGCUUGAUUAUGCUGAAGAUGCCACAGAAAGGAGGCGGGUCUUGGAAGUGGAGAAGGAAGAUACUGAAGAACUGAGGCAAAAAUACAAGGAUUAUGUGGACAAAGAAAAGGCAAUUGCCAAGGCACUGGAAGACCUUCGAGCUAAUUUUUACUGUGAGCUCUGUGACAAGCAGUAUCAGAAACACCAGGAGUUUGACAACCACAUAAAUUCCUAUGACCAUGCUCACAAGCAGAGAUUAAAAGAUCUCAAGCAAAGAGAAUUUGCUCGCAACGUUUCCUCAAGAUCCCGGAAAGAUGAGAGGAAACAGGAGAAAGCUCUUCGACGUCUCCAUGAGCUGGCUGAGCAGAGGAAGCAGCCUGAAUGUGCUCCAGGAAGUGGGCCGAUGUUUAGAACCACCAUUGUGGCAGUAGAUGAGGAAGGAGGAGAGGAGGAUGUGGAUUCAAUAUUUCCUGGAAGUUGCUCCUCCUCCUCACCAGGUUCUGGGCAAGCUACCAAUAUUACCAUGGAUAAGGGUAUAACUUAUGGCAGUGGGCAAAUCAGUAGCAGUACUGGACUUGGUCAGGUUCCUGUCCAGAUAUCACAAGCUGUCGGCCUGGGAAUUAAUAAAACAGGUGUGUCUUUCUCAUUUGCCAAAAAGGCCCCUGUAAAGCUAGAAUCAAUUGCCUCUGUAUUCAAAGACCAUGUGGAUGAAUCCAGUUCUCCUGAUGAUGAAGUCAAAACUGAUGAAAGAGCUCAUUCAGAUUCUGGAACUUUGGGAAAAAUUGGGGAAAUUGAGGGGACAAACAGCCCUGACAGCAAGGGAGAUGAAGAUGAGCAAACACAUGAGAAAGAUACCACAUUAUCAAAGCUUAAAAAGAUGAAACGGGAUGAUGGGCCAGUGGCAGUAGAACCAGAGUAUUAUCACUACAUUCCUCCUGCACAUUGUAAGGUGAAGCCCAACUUCCAGUUUUUGCUGUUUAUGAAGGCAACGGACCAAGUAGAAGCAGAAGCUGCAAGCAAAAAAAUAACCCGUGAAAGGAAACAAAGCAAUUCCCCCAAACUCAAAGUGGCAAAAAGUGAUGAGAAAGAGACAGCAGCAGAAUGUGUGAUCAGUCAGAAGGAGCAGAGUCCUGCCAACCAAAGCAACAAAAUGGAAGAUAAGGACAUUUUGGAGGAAGUAGGCAAGCAAGCAGGAAAACUACCUAAGGGAAAUGAUCCUGCAGACUCAGAUGUCAUUAAAGAGAUUCCUCAGCCUGCAGGAACUAGUAAAGAAACCACAGAUGGACCUAAACAUUUAACUGGGCCCUUCUUCCCUGUUCUGAGUAAGGAUGAGAGCACCACCCUCCAGUGGCCUUCAGAACUGUUGAUCUUCACCAGAGCAGAACCUUCUGUGUCAUACAGCUGCAAUCCCUUGUAUUUUGAUUUUAAGCUGUCUCGUAACAAAGACACUAAAAUGAAAGGAACAGAAAAACAGAAAGGUGCAAUAAACCUUUCUAAGGAGAAAAUACAGUCUGCCGAAGAUAGUGAUACAAGCAAGAGCAAAGAGAUGGACCUUCUAGCUGGCAGUUCAACUGCAGUGCCAGAAAGCAAGUCGUUGGUAGUGUGUGGCAAGCAGGAAGUCAGCCCUGUAAGAACUGGCAAAAGUGAAAGUCUGGAAGACAGCAGCAGAGGCAAUCUUAUUAGUCGCAAGGACAAAAUGGGGAAGUCCCACAAACACAAAAAGAAGAAGAAGCACAAAAAAUCCACCAAACGUAAACACAGGCGCAAAUGUGAGGCAGAGGAGAAAAGCAGAGAAGGGGACUUAGCAGAAGAUAAAUCCAAGAAACAGAAGAAACACAAACACAAAAAGAACAAGUUUUCUUUUCCCACUGAGGCUGAGCGGAUGCAAAGGACUGAGGAUACUGGCUAUUCUAAAAAAAGAAAGUGGUGUGUGCAAGACUCUCAGAGGAAGUCUCUUUCUACUGAAGAAAGUAGUAAGAAAGAAGACAGUGGAACCUCUUCCCAAGAUCAUGGCAACAAAAAAAUCAAAGGGGACUUGCAGCAGACUUUGUCUGCAAGCAAAAGGCGACCUUCCACCUCCACUUCAGUUCACCCCAGUCAUCGAGGCCAACAGAGCAGCGGUGGCUAUGAGAGUGAUGGAGACUCCUCCUGCCACAAGCACUUCAGACAGAAGUCAGCAUCACAGUAUAGUGAUGAUUAUGACUCUGGCAGUGACUGUUCACGAAGCCGCUCCCGGUCAGGACAUAGACACUCCUCAAGAAGAUCAUCUCAGAGAUCCUAUUCAUCAACUUCAUAUGCUUCCUCUGACAAUAGUCGGUACAGCCGGCGACAUAGCUAUUCAGAAGACAGCUAUAGUGAUUACAGUGACCGGUCACGAAGUCGUACUAAGCACUCCCAUGACUCAGAGGAUGAAUCAGAUUAUGCCAGUUCCAAGCGCAGGUCAAAGAGGCGCAAGUACUCCUCUUCAGAAGAUGACUAUAGUCUGAGCAGAAGCAGGUCCCGGAGCAGGAGCAGAAGUCGAACUCACACCAGAGGGAGGUCAAGGACUAGAAGUCGAGGAAGGACGCGCAGCAGUAGCUGUAGCCACAGUCGAAGUAAGCGGCGGAGCCGGAGCCGAACAGGACAUAGCUGGAAACGGAGUAGAAGCUACAGCCGGGAACGCAGUCGGAGCACCAGAAGCCUUUCACAGAGAUCUCUCUCACGGAAGGGAUCGCGUGGUCAUGAAAGCCCUGGUGAGAGAAGAUCUGGCCGACGUGAUUUCAUCCGGUCCAAGAUCUAUCGCUCACAGUCUCCUCAUUAUUUCAAAGCCAGACAAGGUGAAGGGUCUGCAAGAAAGGAAGAAGCAAGAGGAGAUGAAGCUACAGGAGCCUCCAGUCUCCCUCAAAAUAGCAGCAGCUCUAACUUUGGGAAUAACUGUAACUCUGAGGAGAAAAAUUCUGCCACAGCUAAACUCCUUCUGGAAAAAAUCCAGUGUAGAAAAGUUGAGAAGAAAUCUAGCAGCAAUGAUGAUUCCAUUGCAGGAUCUCACAAGGUUGGAAUUAAGCUGAAAGAUCCACCACAGGGCUAUUUUGGCCCGAAGCUUCCUCCCUCAUUAGGCAAUAAGCCUGUUCUUCCAUUAAUUGGAAAACUUCCUGCAGUUAGAAAACCAAGCACCAAGCAGUGUGAGGAGUCUGGUUUAGAAAGAGGAGAAGAACUGGAACUAUCAGAGCUGGAUGAAGCAACUCACGAGAGUGGGGACACUGUUUCAGCAAGCCAGGCUCAAGUGGAGGAAACCAUGGUGACUGGAAUACAGGACAAUGCUUCAGGUGAUCAGAACCCAGAAGAAGUAGCCACAAAGCUGGCUCCUGUUCCUCUUGAGCCCCCACUGCUCCCAGAGCGGUAUGGAUCUGGUGACUUGGUGGUGCCGCACAACUUCCUCCCUGAUCCCAAUGAAAGUGAAGCUUUAGAGCCUCUUGACAGCGGGAACCAACCUGUCUCUAUAGAAGGAAGGAUGGUACCUUUAGUCCCAGAUGUUGAGCAUUUCCCUAGCUAUGUAGCACAGAGUGGGGAGCCCAGCAUCAGUGGGGAGCCUGAGGGCACUGAGGACUCUUCCCUGGCGCCUCUGGAGAGCCAGCCCAUCACCUUCACCCCAGAAGAGAUGGAGAAAUAUAGCAAGCUCCAGCAAGCAGCCCAGCAGCAUAUUCAGCAACAGCUCCUUGCCAAGCAGGUCAAGGCCUUUCCAGCCUCAGCUGCCCUAGCUCCCGCCACAGCCCCUGCCUUGCAGCCCAUCCACAUCCAGCAGCCUGCAGCAGCUGCAGCCACCUCCAUUACCACUGUGCAGCAUGCCAUCCUGCAGCAUCAUGCAGCAGCAGCAGCUGCAGCCAUUGGAAUCCACCCUCACCCUCACCCCCAGCCUCUUGCUCAAGUGCAUCAUAUUCCCCAGCCCCACUUGACCCCCAUCUCAUUGUCCCACUUAACUCACUCAAUCAUCCCUGGGCACCCUGCUACAUUCCUGGCCAGCCACCCCAUCCAUAUCAUCCCUGCUUCUGCCAUCCACCCAGGUCCUUUCACUUUUCAUCCUGUCCCCCAUGCUGCCCUCUAUCCAACUCUCUUAGCACCCCGACCAGCAACAGCUGCUGCCACAGCAUUACACCUCCAUCCCCUUCUGCACCCCAUUUUCUCAGGGCAGGAUUUGCAGCACCCUCCCAGUCAUGGCACAUGAAGAAGUGAGAAAGAUGCGGCCUCUUUUGGGGAGAGGACAGGGGCAUAUGUCUCUGUGUGCAUUGGUGUUUUGUACAGACUGUGAAGGCCAUGACUGACACCGCCUGUGAAUAGUGAAAUGGGAGAACUGGGCAUGGAAAGGGGAACUGAAUGUAACAUAUCUGUGGAAAGGGGAAAAAUGUUGCUGGAGAUCUGCUUGUCAGUAUUUUCAGGGUCCUGUGCACCCAGGGAGGUGACUUACUCACAUCUAUAUGAAUGUGAAGUUCUUCAGCGGUUAUGCCUCUCUUAAUUGCUGAUGCUUGUGUUUUUAAAUUGUUUUCUCUCCACUCUGAAACCCUGAGUGAGUAAUAUCUAAAUUAUUUGCC
Python bivittatus (Burmese python) is the source of this 12059-nucleotide messenger RNA. Lineage: Eukaryota; Metazoa; Chordata; Lepidosauria; Squamata; Pythonidae. The record is from RefSeq and is a predicted model, not a curated record.